Auanema sp. JU1783 is the source of this 624-nucleotide messenger RNA. The record is from the annotation of a GenBank genome assembly. Lineage: Eukaryota; Metazoa; Nematoda; Chromadorea; Rhabditida; Rhabditidae.
AUGGCGUCUGAUUUCGGUAAUCCAUUGAAAAAGUUUAAGCUGGUCUUCUUGGGAGAGCAGAGUGUUGGAAAAACCUCUCUCAUCACUCGUUUUAUGUACGAUUCUUUCGAUAAUACAUAUCAAGCUACUAUUGGAAUUGAUUUCUUGAGUAAAACCAUGUACUUGGAAGACAGAACAGUUCGUCUCCAACUUUGGGACACUGCAGGUCAAGAACGUUUCCGUUCUUUGAUUCCAUCGUACAUUAGGGAUUCUACUGUUGCUGUUGUUGUUUAUGACAUAACAAAUUCCAAUUCGUUCCACCAAACGUCUAAGUGGAUUGAUGAUGUUCGUACUGAACGUGGAAGUGAUGUGAUUAUUAUGUUAGUUGGAAACAAAACAGAUUUAAGCGAUAAACGACAAGUGACCACUGAUGAAGGAGAACGAAAAGCCAAAGAGCUCAAUGUCAUGUUCAUCGAAACCUCAGCCAAGGCUGGAUACAACGUAAAACAACUUUUCCGUAGAAUUGCCGGAGCUUUACCUGGAAUCAUCAAGGAAGACGAACGUCACGAUAACACUACCAUUGUCAACAUGGAUCCUAUUAAGCAAAGACAGAUCCAAACCGAGGAAGGCUCCUGUUGGUGUUGA